AAGUUGUCAACACUUAUAAUAUUUUAUAACUGCUCCAUACUAAAUAUUGAUAAUACCAUUAUGUCUGGCAUAAAGGCUGAUGCGAAUAAAGAUGAUAAUCUAAGGAGGCAAGGUUCAUUUAGGAAACUGUUACCUUUAAACACAAAUGGAGAUUCUCAAUUAAGUAUGUCUGUAAAAAUGAUCGACAGGCCAACCAUUUCACAAACCAAUAAAGAAUACUCGAUUUACUUGCAAGAAUACAAUAUUUUAUCGGAAUAUAAGAUGUUGUGUUUUCAAGAUUUAAAAGGAAUUUAUGUAAUACCAUCAGCACAGAAUUCUUUGUUGUGGUUUGGUGUACAAUUCGUUAGGCAAGGAAUCUAUCAAGGAGGAGUCUUCAGAUUUAUUAUUGCAUUACCACAAAAUUUUCCAGAUGGAGGAUGCCCUAAAGUUACGUUUCAAACACCCUUGUUUCACCCUUUAAUUGAUCCCCAGUCCGGAGAGCUGAGCACUUCAUGGGGAUUUCCUGAAUGGAGGAAGAGCAAUAGAAUCUGGCAAUUAGUACAGUUCAUAACGAAAAUACUCACUAAAGUAGAUAUUAAAAUGAAUCCUGUGAACCAGGAAGCAUCUAUGUUAUUAGAAAAUAACUUUGAAGAAUUUCGUGACCGUGUGAAGAAAUGUGUGAGGGAAAGCUUAGAUAAAGUAUAUAAUCCACCUAUGAUGGACGAUCCUCAUUAUAUAGUUUUUAGUCUAUAUAACAGUGAGCUUCAUGACUCUGUUAAACGAGAAAUUUAUGAACCCAAGGAGGAAGAAGAGAACAAAGCACUGGGUUUAUCCUGGGUACAGCCAGGUUCUUUACAACCAUUUUCAAAACCUGAAGCAAGAUAAUGAACAAUUAC
Molecule: messenger RNA, 875 nt
Organism: Dufourea novaeangliae
Lineage: Eukaryota; Metazoa; Arthropoda; Insecta; Hymenoptera; Halictidae
Product: AKT-interacting protein-like
Exons: 7
Coding region: 61-864 (267 amino acids)
Source: RefSeq, a predicted model, not a curated record